Messenger RNA from Empidonax traillii (willow flycatcher), 847 nucleotides. RefSeq names its product protein TASOR-like. Gene Ontology annotation, cellular component: nucleoplasm. Gene Ontology annotation, biological process: negative regulation of gene expression, epigenetic. NCBI's taxonomy places the organism in Eukaryota, Metazoa, Chordata, Aves, Passeriformes, Tyrannidae. The transcript is spliced from 9 exons. The record is from RefSeq and is a predicted model, not a curated record. The coding region runs from base 1 to 840 and encodes 279 amino acids.
AUGGACGGGCGGCGGGACCGGCAGAGCGACGAGCCCGCCGCGGGGUUUCCCAUGGAGUCGGGGGAUUCCCUGCUGCAGAGGGCGGUGGCGGUGCUGCACGGCUCCUACCUGGACCCCGCUGCCCGGGGGGGGUUCCGGUACAGCCGAGCCAUCCUGGUGGAAAACGAGGCUUUCCGGAGCGAGCUGGGAGCUUUUGCCCGAGCCAAGGAAGCCGCCGGGUACAGCCGGGAGGAGCUGCAGGACACCUUCGGCUUCCUCCUGUUUGACAAGGAAGAAGAGGCAAGGGCGGUGUGUCAGAGCGGCCUCCGUGUCAACAGCAGCUCCAUUUCCACGCUGGGAGACCCGGCCAAAGGGGUUUAUAUUUCCGAGCAUGCAGACUGUCUCCAUCCCAGACCCUGGCACCACGGAGAAUCGGGAUAUAUUGUCAUUUGCAAGCUAAUUAAGGGCAGGGUGCGGGUGAUCCCCGAGGAUUACACCACCACCUACACCUGCCCCUCGCCCGGCUACGACUGCCACGUCGCCGAGAGCCGCGACCCGGCUGUGACCCCGCCCGGCCCCGGCCAGGCCUUCGAGCAGAGCCAGUGCUACGUGUACGAGGUGUGCGCUGGCAGCCCGGCCCCGCGGCCCAGGCAGGUCUGUCCCUACAUCAUGCUCUGCUGCCAGUACAGGGAUCCCAAGGACGUGACCAUGGAAGACCUAUCUGUACUGCCCAUGGAAGGGACAACUCGCCAUCCAGGGGAAACCGUUUUGCAGCAUCACCCUGAGGACCCCCCACAGCUGCUCCAUCCCAGUCCAGCUGCCUGCCAGGCUGGACAUCAGCCACGUCAUGGCUCUGGCUGAGCUGAGG